AUGCCCCGGGAGCAUCCGACCCUGCUGGGACACACGGCGGGGGACGCAGGCUCGCCGGUGGUCCUCAAGCUGAUGCUGAAGGAGCAGACGGAGCGGCGGGCUUUCCUGCGGGAGUAUUGCAUCGCCCUGUGCCUCUCCAGCCACGCCGCCUGCCUGCGCGCCCUGCCCAUCGCCUUCGAGAGCGCCACACACUUCGCCUUCGGGCAGGAGCUCGCUCCCGCCGGGGACCUGUGUGCCCUCCUCAACCCGGGGGAGGGCCUGGCGGAGGAGCUGGUGAAGCGCUGCGCAUCCCAGCUGGCUGAGGCGCUGGACUUCAUGCACAGCCGUGCCCUGGUGCACCGGGACGUCAAGCUGGACAACGUCCUGCUCUUCGACCGCGAGUGCCGGCGGGUGAAGCUGGGCGACUUCGGGCUCACCCGUGUGCAGGGCUCGGCAGUGGGUGCCAUGUCUGGCACCCUACCCUACUCCCCGCCGGAGCUCUGCCUGCUCCAGGUCUCUGACACGCUGGAGCUGGACUCCAGCUUGGACGUCUGGGCCUUCGCCGUCCUGCUUUUCUGCCUCUGCACCGGCUGCUUCCCCUGGGCCGUGGCCACCAGCUCCGACCCCCAGUUCGAGGACUUCAGCGCCUGGCAGGGUGGCGCGGCGGGGCGGGGGAUGCCUGCGUCCUGGCGAGGCUUCGGCUCUGGGGCACUGGAGAUGCUCCGGCGCUUGCUGACGCUGGACCCUGACCGCCGGAGCCCGGCCAUCGAGGUGCAGAAAUACCUGUCCCUGCCCUGGGUGAUGGCUCCCAGCACUGGGGAGCUGGCACCUAGCAGCUCCCGGUCCCCCCUUACCAGCGGCAUGGGGGAGAGCCCGGGGGGCACCAGGGGAUGGGGUGCUGCUAGUGGGGGAGGCGGGGUUACCAUGCCACCCGCUAACGCGCUGGCCUCAUGCCGGUAG
Messenger RNA from Aptenodytes forsteri (emperor penguin), 939 nucleotides. Its product is annotated as serine/threonine-protein kinase SBK1-like. Gene Ontology annotation, biological process: peptidyl-serine phosphorylation; peptidyl-threonine phosphorylation. The transcript is spliced from 3 exons. Bases 1 to 939 code for a protein of 312 amino acids. The record is from RefSeq and is a predicted model, not a curated record. Lineage: Eukaryota; Metazoa; Chordata; Aves; Sphenisciformes; Spheniscidae. Gene Ontology annotation, molecular function: protein serine/threonine kinase activity; ATP binding.